AUGGGACUUAUCAGUCUGGUUAAGAGCCAGUUCAUUUGUCACCUCAUCAUCUGCUAUGUGUUCCUGGUUAGUGGCCUCAUUGUUAAUGUGGUACAGCUCUUCACUUUGCCUCUCUGGCCUUUCAACAAGCAGCUAGCCCGCAGGAUCAACUGCAGACUGGGAUACUCCAUCUCUAGCCAGCUGGUGGCACUGCUAGAGUGGUGGUCUGGAACUGAAUGCACACUCUAUACAGAUCAGGAAAGCUAUGCUUUGUACGGAAAAGAAAACGCCAUUGUCGUCCUUAACCACAACUUUGAGAUCGACUUUUUAUGUGGUUGGACCUUCUGUGAAAGAUUUGGGGUUCUUGGGAGCUCUAAGGUGCUAGCUAAGAAAGAGCUAGCAUAUGUGCCUGUGAUUGGAUUCAUGUGGUACUUCCUGGAGAUUGUCUUCUGUAAACGUAAGUGGGAAGAUGAUCGCAGGACGGUGACCCAGGCUCUUCAGAAUAUUCGAGAUUACCCAGAGAACUUCUGGUUUCUCCUGCAUUGUGAGGGGACACGUUUCACAGAGAAGAAACACCAGAUUAGCAUGCAAGUUGCAGAGAGCAAAGGGCUUCCCAAACUCAAGUACCAUCUCCUGCCUAGAACUAAAGGCUUCUUUGUCACUGUGCAGAACCUCAGGGGAGCAGUUACUGCUGUGUACGAUUCUACACUUAAUUUCAGAAACAACGAAACGCCAACUUUACUAGGAGUUCUCAAUGGCAGAAAGUAUCACGCUGAUUUAUAUGUGAGGAGGAUUCCUCUGGAGUCUGUCCCAGUGGAUGAGUCUGAAUGCUCAGCUUGGCUGCAUAAACUCUACCAAGAGAAGGACAGGUUCCAGGAGCACUAUUAUCAGACAGGUCGUUUCCCGGGUCCCUCAGUGACGCCCCCACGCCGGCCCUGGUCCCUGAUCAACUGGCUGUUCUGGAUCAGCCUGCUCACCUGCCCUCUCGUCAUGCUUCUGUUUCAGCUUCUCCAGACAGGCUCCACAUUCACCCUCCUCACCACUGCCGCUGUCUGCAUCGCAGGGUCAGUCAGCGUUCGGUGGAUGAUCGCACAGACAGAAAUUAACAGGAGCUCCAGCUAUGGGAUUAAAGAAACGCCCUUAAACAACAACUAA
Molecule: messenger RNA, 1134 nt
Organism: Chanos chanos (milkfish)
Lineage: Eukaryota; Metazoa; Chordata; Actinopteri; Gonorynchiformes; Chanidae
Gene: agpat4
Product: 1-acylglycerol-3-phosphate O-acyltransferase 4 (lysophosphatidic acid acyltransferase, delta)
Exons: 8
Coding region: 1-1134 (377 amino acids)
Cellular component (GO): endomembrane system; mitochondrial outer membrane
Molecular function (GO): 1-acylglycerol-3-phosphate O-acyltransferase activity
Source: RefSeq, a predicted model, not a curated record